Notothenia coriiceps (black rockcod) is the source of this 1838-nucleotide messenger RNA. RefSeq names its product claudin 5a (gene cldn5a). The record is from RefSeq and is a predicted model, not a curated record. Lineage: Eukaryota; Metazoa; Chordata; Actinopteri; Perciformes; Nototheniidae. Gene Ontology annotation, cellular component: bicellular tight junction; membrane. Gene Ontology annotation, molecular function: structural molecule activity. The coding region runs from base 320 to 973 and encodes 217 amino acids. The transcript has a single exon.
CGGGAUGCGGCGACAGCUGAUUGGAGCAAAGUUUCUCUUCAAGUCCAUGCACCCCCACCCCGCAGAUAUCCGAGGUCCGGUGCUACUGUGUGAUUCCAGUUGUUUUCACAUCCCCUCACUAACAAAGAGCCUAGAAGCUGCUGUCUCUUACAUCUCCAAGUAAAUGUGGUGAGUGAUGCGCAACUAACGAUUGAGGCUCUUGUAAAUCCAGACGAGAACGAAGAUAUUAAGAGCAAAAAGACACUGUGCUCUGUAGAAGAUAUAGCAGGUGAGAAUUUGAAAAGUUUCAGAUAUAAUUGACUAAACGUAAAGAGCAAAAAUGGUGUCGGCUGGACUGGAGAUCCUGGGACUAGCGCUGUGCGUACUUGGCUCGUUUCUGGUGAUGGUUUCGUGCGGGCUGCCCAUGUGGAAGGUGACGGCUUUCAUCGAAGCCAACAUCGUGGUGGCUCAGACAAUCUGGGAUGGCUUGUGGAUGACCUGCGUGGUGCAGAGUACGGGCCAGAUGCAGUGCAAGAUGCACGACUCCCUCCUCGCCCUUACCCACGACCUGCAGGCGGCCAGAGCGCUCACGGUCAUCUCCUCGGUGAUGGGCGUGCUGGGGCUCAUGGUUGUGAUUGCGGGGGCGCAGUGCACCAACUGUAUCCAGGGGGAGUACGUGAAAGCCCGGGUUGUGAACGCCGGAGGGGUCACCUUCAUCGUCAGUGGUCUGUUUGUGCUCGUGCCUCUUUGCUGGAUGGCCAACAGCAUCAUAUCAGACUUUUACAACCCACAGGUGCCAUCAUCAAAGAAGAGGGAGAUCGGCGCGGCGCUCUACAUCGGCUGGGCUGCCUCAGCGAUGCUGCUGAUCGGGGGGUCGCUGCUGUGCUGCUCCUGCCCCUCCAGCAGUAACUCCGGAUACUCGGUAAAGUACGCACCGACCACGAAGAGAGCCACGCCGAACGGGGGGGAUUAUGAUAAGAGGAAUUACGUGUAGUGGUUGGCUCAUAUCUGGCGGUGCGUGAAAGUGACCUGCAGCUUGUGAAAAACUUUUUUUGACGGACCUUUUCAUCUGCAGUUUUUAUUUUUUGAAAUCUGAACUCUGAAAAUCAAAGGAAGCACACCUGCUGUUUUUACACUGGCCUUUCAAUACGCUCGGACCACAAAUUCAUAAAUCCUAUUUUGUAUCUACAGAAGAUCAAAAAAGACUAUCAACUGCAAGAGGUAGCUCACGACAAAAAGGAGUAUAUUUGUUAGGUACCUGCUUUUGUAAGUCUUCGAAAUUAUUAGUGUUUUCAGUUGUUUAUCGUUGUAACUGCAAAGUUUUUUCUUUUUUAGAGGAGCUUUUGCCAUCGAAUAUUUACUCUGUUGUUUUGCCUUUAUUUGCAUUGUCAGCACAAACGUGUACAGUAACUGAGAAUGAUUGCACUCCCACAGUCAGAGACCCAUUUCGUUUAGUUGAAUUACGCCGACAUGUUGAGGACUCAAAACAAUGUCUAAUAGCAAUAAAGUUCGAAGAAGAAAGGUGUACACAUAGUAAAGCCCUAAUAAAUCUCAGAGAGGUUUUGUAUUGUUCAGAAGUUUAUGACGGUUCCUAAGUCUACAGUCUAAUUUUGGACUAUAUAUUCCAGACAGCCUGGGAUCUGUAGAGUUAAACACGACAUGUUACAGUCCGUUAUUUGGCUGCACUGAAAACCUGCGACGUUUUUGCAUCUUUGCCACUGCAGGAAUUCUUUUGUUUUCAGCAAUUCUAGGAAUAAACUUUUUUUUCUGUUGGUUUGUUGACGUCUGAUGUAAUGAUCAUUGUAUAUGAAGAUGCAAUAUUGUGUCAUUUUAUUAAGAUUAAACUGAAUAUAUUGAAA